Molecule: messenger RNA, 1256 nt
Organism: Bradysia coprophila
Lineage: Eukaryota; Metazoa; Arthropoda; Insecta; Diptera; Sciaridae
Product: putative chitinase 10
Cellular component (GO): extracellular region
Molecular function (GO): chitin binding
Source: RefSeq, a predicted model, not a curated record
AAGACGAUUUUUGUUGUUCCUAAGCAUUCAGUUUUACUGUCUAUCGAUUUAAACGAGACAAACACGGAGAUCUAGUGAAAAAAAUGGGCGAAAAGUUGUUUAUAGUUGUGUUGGUACUGCUCCACUAUUGCCUAUUCACUACAGCAGAUUGUGUCCACGAUAGUCGACAUCCUCAUAGCGGAAAUUGUGAACAUUACUAUCGAUGCAUCUACGGCACAUUGUACGAAUUAAGUUGCCCGGAUGGUUUACAUUUCAAUGUCAACACUGCGGACUGUGAUUCACCCGACAACGCCAAUUGUAAAAACGAAGACGAAUGUGUCAACGACGAUCUACUUCCACAUGCCGAGAGCUGUGAAUUGUUCUACAAGUGUUCGGAAGGCACUUUACAAGUUCUUAGCUGUCCCGAUGGUCUACAUUUUAAUCCGAUUGCAAAACAAUGUGACUGGCCUGCAGAAGCGAAGUGUGCCAUCGGUGAACACACUUGCGUCGAUGGAGAUCUAUUUCCUCAUGCAGAAAGUUGUCAGCUGUUUUACCAAUGCUCUGGAGCUAGUCUACAGGUUCAAAGUUGUCCUGAUGGACUACAUUUCGAUUCGAUUGGAAAACAGUGCGACUGGCCUGCCGUGGCUAAGUGCGCCGUUACUGAGGACAAAUGCGUUGACGGCGAUCUAUUUCCUCAUGAAGGAAGCUGUCAGAUGUUUUACCAAUGCUCUGGGGCGAGUCUAGAGCUUCAGAGUUGUCCCGAAGGACUGCACUUUAGUCCGACUGGAAAAUUCUGUGAUUGGCCGGAAGAAGCUAAAUGUGAAAAUACGGCGGAAAAAUGUACCGACGGAGAUCUGUAUGCGCAUAAAGAAAGCUGUGAACUGUUUUACCAAUGCUCUGGAGGAAGUUUGCACGUACAAAGCUGCCCGGCAGGACUUCAUUUCAACUCAGUUGGCAAUACUUGUGAUUUCCCUGAAGAGGCACAAUGUGAUGUGGAAAAAGAAAAGUGUACUGAUGGAGAUCUAUUACCUUAUUCGGAGGCGUGCGACCAAUUUUUCCUGUGCGUUCAAGGUGGAUUGUAUCUGCUCAGUUGUCCGGAUAGACACCAUUUCGAUGCUAAUGAAAAGCUUUGUGUUCUGACUUCGAAUUUUCCUGGAACUUGCUGAUAACUUGCAUAUCUGAUGAAUCUGACGGAACUUGAAGUAAUUUAUCCUUUUAUUAGUGGAAACGCUUUGUUUGUUACGUUCAAUUAUUGAAUAAAUAGAAUGAAAGAUUUU